CCCUCCCACACUGGAUAUAUUUCAGGCCCUGCCUGCAGCACACCCUCUUCUUCUCAGCUGUACUCCUGAACUUCAUCUGCAAAGAUGUUUAAAGGUAUGACCGUAAGGAACAUGUCCUUCAAGGUCGGGCAGACCCUGACCAUUGUCGGAGUUCCCAAGCCUGAUGCUACAAACUUUGCAGUGAAUGUUGGCCCCAGUGAGCAGGAGAUUACAAUGCACAUCAAUCCCCGCUUUAAUGCCCAUGGAGAUGAAAACACAGUGGUCUGCAACUCCUACCAAGGAGGCAAUUGGUGUCAGGAGCAACGUGAGGCAAGCUUCCCUUUCCGCCAGGGACAGGAGUUUAAGAUUAUCAUUGAAUUCACCCCUGCGGAGUUCGUGGUGUCUCUGCAAGAUGGCUCUAAGAUUCACUUCCCCAAUCGCAUGGGGGCAGAGAAGUACUCUGUCAUCAGCUUCGAUGGUGAGGUUCGCAUCACAAGCUUGGAGAUCAAGUAAACCUUCCAGGAACUGGGGAAAUGAAAAUCAGGUCAUUCGCUUCAAUUUGUCUGGCAUCAGGUCGCAUAUGGCCCCUGUUUACAAGUUUCUGAAUACGUGGUACCAGCCUUGACAUGUUUACUGUAGCUGCAAGCAAGCAUAGGCAGAAAGAUAGAUACAUAAAGAGAUACAUGAUAAUAAUCUACAGAUGUAUACAUACAUCCACACAGCAACUUGACAGAGCUACUGACUGAGAACCAAACCAAGUAUAAAACAACCCCAAGUCCAUGUUAUUUGACUCUUGUUUAAUUUGUAGUGUGAAAGAUUGUAGUGAAAAUAUCAGAUAAAAUGUGAUCACUUACUCUUCAACAUGCCUUGAAAACCUUCAUUUAUUUUAUUGCUGUCCCUCAACAUUCCAGAUUUUUAAAUACAGUGUGUGCCUGUAACAACAUGUAUUAAAGCCUGAUCUCUUAUGAAAAA
Molecule: messenger RNA, 951 nt
Organism: Monopterus albus (swamp eel)
Lineage: Eukaryota; Metazoa; Chordata; Actinopteri; Synbranchiformes; Synbranchidae
Gene: lgals2a
Product: lectin, galactoside-binding, soluble, 2a
Exons: 4
Coding region: 85-492 (135 amino acids)
Molecular function (GO): galactoside binding; laminin binding; carbohydrate binding
Source: RefSeq, a predicted model, not a curated record